UGACCCUGCGUCCGGCGUAUCCUCGCCUGGCAACCGUCCUAGAGACGGACACAGCCGGCCGCGGCCGCGACAUGGACGUGAUCUACCCGCUGGCAGUGCCCAAGGGGCGCCGACUCUGCUGUGAGGUGUGCGAAGCCCCGGCCGAGCGGGUGUGCACGGCCUGCACGGUCACGUAUUACUGUGGUGUGGUUCAUCAAAAAGCUGACUGGGUCAGCAUCCACGAGAAGAUCUGUCAACUGCUAAUCCCACUGCGCACUUCCAUGCCCUUCUACAACUCAGAGGAAGAGCGGCAACACGGCCUCCAGCAGCUGCGGCUGCGGCAGAAGCAUUUGAUUGAAUUCUGCUACACUGUGGCCCAGAAAUACCUCUUUGAGGGAAAACAUAAAGAUGCUGUCCCUGCAGCGUUGCAUUCUCUUCGCUUUCGCAUGAAUGUGUAUGGCCUGAGUUCAGUAGAGCUGGUGCCUGCUUACCUGCUGUUGGCCGAGGCCUGCCUUGGUCUGGGCCAGAUCAUUCAGGCGGAGGAAUAUCUAUCUCAAGCCCAGUGGACAGUCCUCAAGUCAACUGAAUGUUGCUACGCCACCCACUCUUUGCUACAUCGGAACCUGGGCCUUCUCUUCAUGGCUAAGGAAAACUAUGAGGAAGCCCGUUAUCAUCUAGCCAAUGAUAUUUAUUUUGCCAGUUGUGCAUUUGGAACAGAGAAUAUCAGGACCUCAGGAGGCUACUUCCACCUGGCUAAUAUUUUUUAUGGCCUUAAUAAGUUGGAUCUGGCAGACACACUGUACACCAAGGUCUCUGAGAUCUGGAAUAAAUAUUUGAACGAUCACUAUGAAGUUCUCCUAAAGAAUCGCAUCCAACAUAUAGAUUUACUGGGCAAACAAUUUGAGACUGAUACCGGCUUGGAUGAAGCCCAUGAAGCAGAAGCCAUUCGGAUCCUGACUUCAAUCUUGAAAAUUCGAGAAUCUACAUCUGACAAAGCCCCCCAAAAAACCAUCUUUGUUAUGAAGACCUUGGCCAUGCUUUACUACCUGAUGAUGAAUUCUUCAGAGGCACAGGAAUAUGCCUUCAGAGCCCUCAGUCUAGCUAAAGAAAAACAUCUCACUGUCCAUGAACAGAGCAUCAUUCAAGAGUUACUAAAUCUUAUCACAGCUGAAGAAGCUUAUUCUAUUGGUUAGUAACCCAUGAGUACUGUGCCAGGGCAAUUGAGGGGUGAUUGAACAUCUCAUAAAGUCCAGCAUAAACUGUUUCCAGGGGCUCUGAGUUGUUCAAGUGCUCACCCUCUUCCUCUUGGAUUCACAUACAGCUGUGUCUUUAUUCUUACACAUUUGUGGGGGGAUAAAGACCUCUAGGCACAGAAAUCAGUAAAACUAUUGUUUUUCAUGACCUUUGUACUGGGCUUAUCAUGGCUUUGUCCAAUUUUGAAUAAUGUGCUGUCUGCUCAUGAAUUUGUAAUUAAACUUCAGCCCACCACAUUCCAAAGCAGUCUCCCAGCGGUGUGUGUUUCACCAGUCUUUGUCAAAGAAGGGGCUUGAGAAUAGAGCUGUGUUGGAGCAAAGUUUCUCUAGUCUACUGAAGUUAGAUUAGUAUUACUCUGAGGAAGAUUGUGAUUAAGAUGUCCGUUACAGUUGCUAGCACAAUACCAGAAUACAAUUCUAAAAAUAAAAAUCAACUAAGGAAUUCAAUAGAACACUAGAAGAUCCACUGAAUGCAAAAGAAGGUAGCAACAGAGGAAUGAAAGACAUGAGACAUGCAGAAAGCAAGUGACCAAAUAGGGGCAUAAAUCAUAGGUGUUUGCCAGAGAAAAUCCCUGAAUUUUGCAAGGAAUUCCAGUAUGGAAUGGUGGAGAUGCCCAUUUGUAGGGUAAGCAAAUUUUGGUCAGGCUUUUUACACCAUUAGCCUCUGUGGCUCUCACCUGCAGCCUUGAUGUUGUGGAGGCUCUGGGGAGUGGCAUGGGGCGUGAUUGUGGACACCUGGAGCAGGAGUGGGCCUGCGUAAGUGUGCACACCUGAGCCCAGAGGUCAGGGCUGCAGGGCAGCGUUGCUCAGAGACGGAGGAAGGCUGCAGGAGGCAGCUACGCAGGGACAAGUGAUGACAGAAGAGGAAAAACCAUGAGAGAAGGCCAGAGGAGGACCACAGGAAGAGCUUAAAGGUUUGCUGGAGGCCUGGGGGAGGCUGGUCAGCCUCCUAGCCCCCAGCCUCCCUGCCUCGUUCCCCACUGCUUUGUCAGCCUGUGAGCUGGCACAACGCCAUUGCAGGUCUGUGUCUUUUUUUUUUUUUUUCGGAGUUAAUAAUUUGAAGCAGAAAUGAGCCAUCAAUUUCUGUCCAGGGUAAAAGCACUCUGAAAGCCCCCUCUGGCAUAGGGACAGAGUACAGACCUCAGCGACAGACAUGCCCAGGUUCAAGUCCCAGCGCUUUCUCAUAAUAAUUUAGGGCCUUGAUCCCUCCAUAAUCUCAUUCAUUGUUUUUGGAGAAUGGCCCAGCUUCAGUGCCUCUGGUCACUUACCACAUCCUUUUUCCCUCUGCUGCCCACCAGCACCACUUCCUGGGUGGAUCUGCUGCUGGACGGCAUCUACAAGUCAAGAACUGGUUUUAUGGUUCUCACUUUAAAAUCAUUCACUCAGGCAGGUAUAAUAAAAAUGUCAGAGGGUCCACCCUCCUUGCCGGUGCAACAAGUUAGGAUGCAGCACUCU
Messenger RNA from Condylura cristata (star-nosed mole), 2687 nucleotides. It is a transcript of the gene ZMYND12, whose product is annotated as zinc finger, MYND-type containing 12. The record is from RefSeq and is a predicted model, not a curated record. The transcript is spliced from 8 exons. NCBI's taxonomy places the organism in Eukaryota, Metazoa, Chordata, Mammalia, Eulipotyphla, Talpidae. The coding region runs from base 72 to 1172 and encodes 366 amino acids. Gene Ontology annotation, molecular function: protein binding.